AUGAGAAACCACCGAUCAUCAUCAUAUACAUCUCUCGUCAAUGGAGUUAACCUCUUCUUCUUCCUCUUUGUCUUCCACCUACACCCGCAGUCAUCCGCCUCUACACUUCCCAAAGAAGCUCUCCCUACAAAAUCCGGCUACCUCCCGGUCAAUGACACCACCGGCUCAGCCAUUUUCUAUGCCUUCUAUGAAGCCCAAAAUUCCAAUCACACUUCUCUUUCUCAAACCCCACUUAUCAUAUGGCUUCAAGGGGGACCUGGUUGCUCCUCCAUGACCGGAAAUUUCUACGAACUUGGUCCAUGGCGACUAACACCUUCUCUGAGGAAAAACGUCAACCACCUUGAGCUCCAACCUAAUCCUGGUUCUUGGAACCGAAUAUUUGGCCUUCUUUUUCUUGAUAAUCCGAUUGGAACCGGAUUUAGCAUCGCUUCGACACCGGAAGAGAUCCCAACAGACCAACAAGCUGUAGCAAGGCAUCUAUUCAUUGCGAUCAGAAAGUUUAUUGCUUUAGACCCGCUGUUUAAAUCUCGUCCAAUUUACAUUGCAGGUGAAAGUUAUGCUGGAAAAUACGUGCCAUCAAUUGGGUACUACAUCCUUAAACGAAAUCCCCUUUUACCCCAUUCUGAAAGGGUCAAUUUGUAUGGAUUAGCUAUGGGAAAUGGGUUGACCGAUCCUGCAACCCAAGUGGGCACUCAUGCUUUGCAUUAUUACAAUCUUGGUUUGAUCAAUGAAAAACAGAAAAUCCAAGUAGAGAAGCUUCAGUUUGAGGUUGUCAACUUGGCAGAAGCUGGUAAUUGGAGUGGUGCUGCAGAUGUAAGAAGUAACAUGUUCCAUUUUUUACAGAACGUCACAGGUCUAGCCUCUUUGUAUGACUUCCGGAGGUAUCGCCCUUAUGAUUCUGAUUGGGUAGAAAAAUUCUUGAAGAACCCAGAGGUUAAAAAGGCGUUGGGAGUGAACGAAUCUAUGGUUUUUGAGGAGUGUAGUGAGGUGGUUGGGGAAGCAUUGUAUGCAGAUGUGAUGAAGAGUGUGAGGCACAUGGUGGAGUAUCUUGUUAAAAACACCAAGUUAUUGCUAUAUCAAGGGCAGUGUGAUUUGAUGGAUGGGGUGGUGUCUGCUGAGUCUUGGGUGAAGAAGAUGGACUGGGAGGGGAUUCAGAAGUUUUUGGAUGCAGAAAGAGAUGUUUGGAAUGUGAACGACGUGCUUGCAGGGUAUGUGCAAAAAUCAGAUAAUUUGAGCCAUGUGGUGGUGAUAGGGGCUGGGCAUUUCGUGCCAACCGAUCAAGCAGUGAAUUCUCAAGCCAUGAUUGAGGAUUGGGUUCUUGAUAGAGGUUUGUUCGGUAAUAAGAACACUCAAAAUCAAUCCAUGGAUCUUUAA
This is a messenger RNA of Cynara cardunculus var. scolymus (artichoke), 1374 nucleotides long. Its product is annotated as serine carboxypeptidase-like 50. NCBI's taxonomy places the organism in Eukaryota, Viridiplantae, Streptophyta, Magnoliopsida, Asterales, Asteraceae. The record is from RefSeq and is a predicted model, not a curated record. Gene Ontology annotation, molecular function: serine-type carboxypeptidase activity. Gene Ontology annotation, biological process: proteolysis. The transcript has a single exon. The coding region runs from base 1 to 1374 and encodes 457 amino acids.